CUCCUCUCUUUUCUGUCUGCAGUCUGUGAGGAUUGUGAAGAUUUCUUCAUUGAGGAGUGCUGGAUCCACGGCCCCCCCAUCUUCAUCCCUGACACCCCGGCACCAGUGGGGGUCCCAGACCGAGCCAGACUCACCCUGCCCCCUGGACUGCAGGUCAGCAAGUCCCACAUCCCCAACGCAGGACUGGGGGUCUUCAACCGGGGCCAGGAGAUAGCCAGAGGAACUCACUUUGGACCCUACGAGGGACAAGUCAUGGACAAGGACCAGGCCAUCGAGAGCGGAUACUCAUGGAUGAUCUACAAGAGUCGGCACACAGAUGAGUAUGUAGAUGCCAGAAGGGAAACCCAUUCCAAUUGGAUGAGGUAUGUGAACUGCGCUCGUAACGGUGAGGAGCAGAAUCUGGUGGCGUUUCAGUACAGAGGAGGGAUUGUGUAUCGCUGCUGUCGGCCUGUUGUCCCUGGAGAAGAACUGCUGGUCUGGUAUGGAGACGACUACGCCAAAGAACUGGGCAUCACAUUCGACUACCUCUGGGACGUCAAGAGCAGCACUAAAGAGGUGUCUGCGUCUCAGGUGUUCUCCUGUUCUCUGUGUCCGUUCUCCUACACGGCUGAAAUCUACCUUCACAAACACAUCAAGAGAAUUCACACAGACGAGUAUGUGCGUCUGCUGAGGUCUGGAGAGAUCAGAUCAGAGACUUUCAUACCGUCUGGAGGCAGAAACCAACACGCACACCAAACCACAACUGGGGCGUCCAGACCAGUCACACAGCCGUCUGCAGAACAGCAAGGAGCACAUGACCAGAGACGACAGCAGAACACUCACACAGGAGAGAAGAAACACCACUGCACUCAGUGUGGCAAGAGUUUCACUACAGGGAGAGAUUUAAUACAACACCAGCGCACUCACACAGGAGAGAGGCCGUAUCACUGCACUCAGUGUGGCAAGAGUUUCACUCUAGAGCAGAAUUUAAUACGACACCAGCGCACUCACACAGGAGAGAGGCCGUAUCACUGCACUCAGUGUGGCAAGAGUUUCACUACAGAGCAGAAUUUAAAAGUACACCAGCGCACUCACACAGGAGAGAGGCCGUAUCACUGCACUCAGUGUGGCAAGAGUUUCACUAGAGAGGGAUCUUUAAAACUACACCAGCGCACUCACACAGGAGAGAGGCCGUAUCACUGCACUCAGUGUGGCAAGAGUUUCAUUAGAGAGGACUAUUUAAAAGUACACCAGCGCACUCACACAGGAGAGAGGCCGUAUCACUGCACUCAGUGUGGCAAGAGUUUCACUCAAGAGGCACAUUUAAAAGUACACCAGCGCACUCACACAGGAGAGAGGCCGCAUCACUGCACUCAGUGUGGCAAGAGUUUUGUUAAUACUAGUAAUUUAAUAAGACACCAGCGCACUCACACAGGAGAGAGGCCGCAUCACUGCACUCAGUGUGGGUCGACAUUCACUCAGUCUCGUAGUUUAAAGACACACAAGUGCUCUCACAGUAAAGAGCCCUAAUCACUCUCCUGCUGAAUCAAGACUGAUUUGAUCCACCAGAGCAGAAAUGACAUUUUUUAACUGAACAUUUUUAACGGACUUUGAUGAUGACUUUUGUUGAGUAUUUUAAUUGCUGAAUUGUUUCUUAAUAUUGUGAUAUCAUGUACACGCAUGGGUAAGUGUAAGAGUUGUUGUGAAGAAUGUGUCAUAGCUGUUACUCUGUGAUGUAGAAAUAUUUUAUUGAAAACCACAAUAGUCACUAUUUCAAACAGCAAAUGUAAAGUAUAGAGUAAAGACAGGGACCACUGACUUU
Engraulis encrasicolus (European anchovy) is the source of this 1801-nucleotide messenger RNA. Its product is annotated as histone-lysine N-methyltransferase PRDM9-like. The annotation marks the transcript as partial. Gene Ontology annotation, biological process: regulation of gene expression. NCBI's taxonomy places the organism in Eukaryota, Metazoa, Chordata, Actinopteri, Clupeiformes, Engraulidae. The record is from RefSeq and is a predicted model, not a curated record. Gene Ontology annotation, molecular function: histone methyltransferase activity; protein binding. Gene Ontology annotation, cellular component: nucleus. The transcript has 4 exons.